Molecule: messenger RNA, 714 nt
Organism: Amaranthus tricolor (Joseph's coat)
Lineage: Eukaryota; Viridiplantae; Streptophyta; Magnoliopsida; Caryophyllales; Amaranthaceae
Exons: 1
Coding region: 1-714 (237 amino acids)
Source: RefSeq, a predicted model, not a curated record
AUGACUGAUCAUAUCACAACAAAAUUAUCUCUCAAUUCUAAUCCAUCUAGCAUAUAUUACAUUCAUCCAUCUGAAAAUAGCACAAAUCCUUUGAGUUCUAUCAAGUUUAAUGGUAAUGGCUUCACUGAUUGGAAACGUUCUGUUGUCAUUACGCUUUCAGCCAGAAACAAACUCGGUUUCCUUAAUGGAGAUUAUCCUGAACCUGAGCCUAACACACCUGAACAUGCUGCUUGGAUUAUAUGUAAUGAUUUAAUAAUUUCUUGGCUUCUUUACUCCUUGGAUACACAAAUAGCCAAAUCUGUGCUUUACUUCAAAACUGAUUCAGAGAUUUGGAUUGAUCUUGAAGAAAGAUUUGGUUAUACAUCUGGAGCCCAAUUAUAUGAUCUUGAACAACAAUUAUAUGAAUUACAUCAAGGAACACAAUCCAUUUCUGAGUAUUACACUAAACUCAAGGUCCUAUGGGAUGAAUUGAAUUCAGCAUUUCCUCUACCAACCUGCACUUGUAACAAGUGCACCUGCAACCUCACUCAGAAGAUUUUCAAGUCUCAACAAGAUCAAAGACUCAUCCAAUUUCUGAUGAAAGUCAAUGAACACUUUACUCAUGUUAGAAGCAGUAUCCUAAUGCAACAGCCCCUUCCACCUGUUUCCCAUGCUUACAGAUUACUUGCACAAGAGGAAAAACACAAAGAAAUCAUAAAUCAAUCUGCAUCUUAA